AUGCGUGCACAGAUUGCAACAUUAACCUUGCAACUUGCCAAGCUGCAGAUAAACCCUCCUGCGGCAACCCCCUCGGUUGAGAAGAAAUUCAACAAAAAGUCGAAGUCGUCGCUGACCCUGGCACCUUUGAGGGAGACAGAGCGCAAUUUGCCGAGUGCCACUGCGGUGCUACCUCGACUAAAAGGACCUGUGGCGGGUCAAUAUGUUCAAGUUAGACUACAGGAAUGCUAUACCAUGGGAGUGUGGCCGACCUGGGACAAUCUCAAGAAGGAGAUUGAAAAAUAUUUCAAACCACAAGCUGAGCAUGACUGGGCGCAUCAGCAAAUCUGUUCCUUCAAACAAGGAAAUAUGAGGACGGAUGACUAUGUUACCCGGUUCCUGGCCCUCUCCAUCCAAGGAGGGCUUGGUAAUGAACAUGCAGUGGAACUACUGGAGUGCAAUGUGAACCCCCGCAUUGCAGAACAGAUCUACUUGCAGGAUACAAGAAACAAGAACUUGGCCCUGGCGGCUGAGGAAGGCAGGGAGCCCCCAUGGAUAUCGGCGCGGUCCAAGGAGGACAGAUGCACAGAUUCCAGGGAAACUGCUAUAAUUGCGGCCAAAAGGGACACAUGUCCCGAGACUGCAGAGAAGCAGGUCGCUCAACAAAAAAAUAACCAAGGGCGCCAGGCGCGCCAAUUAGAGUCCAAGAAAUCGGACGAUCGGCUCCAAACUCUGGCUGGUCGUUCAUACGACAAAAUCCGGGCCUUUUUCUAUGACCAACAGGUCAAUGAGAUGAAGGCUCAGGGAAAAGAGUUUGGAGCUUAG
Serpula lacrymans var. lacrymans S7.9 is the source of this 804-nucleotide messenger RNA. RefSeq lists its product as uncharacterized. The coding region runs from base 1 to 804 and encodes 267 amino acids. The record is from RefSeq and is a predicted model, not a curated record. The transcript is spliced from 3 exons. Lineage: Eukaryota; Fungi; Basidiomycota; Agaricomycetes; Boletales; Serpulaceae.